Symbiodinium natans is the source of this 1002-nucleotide messenger RNA. The record is from the annotation of a GenBank genome assembly. NCBI's taxonomy places the organism in Eukaryota, Dinophyceae, Suessiales, Symbiodiniaceae.
AUGCAGGGGCUGUCUGAGGCCACCACCCGGUCCACAGCCACAUCUCGACCGUCCGAGUUUCGUCCGACACCGGCUGCACCGGCAAGGCACAUCCUGUGUAGCAGUUUUGCCGCCAGACGUAUGGAUGGCCUCGCCUGGUUGUCACGCAUGUCAUACACAUGUCUUUUGUCUACAUACCUAGGCCAUCCUAGGUCUGCGUUGUGCUCCCGUGGGCCAUUCGAGAUUCGUGCCGUCAACCGCAGACACUUGCACUACGAGUCAAGCAAGGGGGUAAGCAAGAACUCGCUCCUCUCCACGCUUCCGUGCUUCAAGAUUCGAAGGAGACUCGGAGAGGCGUCUGCUUCCGUCAUGAGCAUCUGCGUUAUCAUGCCGUCCAUGACCUACUACCCGCCAUAUGCACCGAUGGCGCCGACAUGUGUGUACGUGAACCAGCAAGCGUUUUGCCAACCAAUCCAGACUGGCACUGAACCCUCCACAGCGGCGACGUCGGUGUGUGACUCCAUCCAUGUCACGGUUUCAACAAUGGAUGGCCAUCAUGAGGUGCUGUCGGUCAAGGGUUCCGACACGGUGAAGGAUCUGAAGGAAUACAUCAAGGAUUGUCGCCUUGGCAAUGCAAACACCGAGGACAUGCGGCUUCAUCAUGCCGGAGUGCAGCUUCACGAGGGGAAGGCCACAAUGAGCGAGUGCGGCGUGACUGAAGGCAGCAAAAUUGAGAUGGUGGUUGUGUCCAAAGCCGCUCAAAUUCCAAGGAAGGCUCGGGUGUUUCUCCGGACAGCAUCUGGAGAGACCAAGCCCUUUGAUGUGCACCUCACCACGCAAGCCGCAGAGGUGGCAGCGGAAGCUGCGAAGCUCUGUGGAUUGGAAGGUCCUUUGCCAACACUCUCUUUUCGCGGCAGGGUCCUUGUCGGCAACAAGAGUUUGAAGGACGCAGGUGUUGAGAUGGGAAGCGUCAUGAAGUUGACCAUUCCUGAGCCGGUCAUCGAUGCAGGUGUUGACAAGUGA